AUGGAUCACGUCGAGAGUCAUAUGGCUCAGCAAGCCAGCCAAGAAACUGCUUCAUUCUUCACUCCUCUCAACAUAGUCCUCCUCUCCGCCGUCCUCUACACAACCUAUGCCCUCCUGCGCUCAUCGCCACCACCCUCGCUUCCUCGAGAUACUCCGUCAACUGUCUUCCGAACCUACACUCCCCACACUCUCUUCCCUUUCAACGGCGAGGAGAACCGCCCUGUCUACCUUGCCGUGCGCGGUCGCGUUUUUGAUGUAACUCCUGGUCGCAACUUCUACGGUCCCGGUGGUCCGUACAGCAACUUUGCCGGCAGGGAUGCAAGCCGAGGCCUUGCGUGUGGAAGCUUCGAUGAGGAUAUGCUGACCAAGGAUCUUGAUGGACCCCUUGACAAGCUUGAGGGAUUGGAUGCCGAGCAGAUGGAUGCGCUUCAGGGUUGGGAGGAGAGAUUCCUGGAGAAGUACAAUGUCGUUGGAAAGCUGGUUUCCGUGCAAGACUAUGAGGCGCAAAAGGCUUAG
Molecule: messenger RNA, 516 nt
Organism: Fusarium coffeatum
Lineage: Eukaryota; Fungi; Ascomycota; Sordariomycetes; Hypocreales; Nectriaceae
Exons: 2
Coding region: 1-516 (171 amino acids)
Cellular component (GO): membrane; endomembrane system
Source: RefSeq, a predicted model, not a curated record